This is a messenger RNA of Cydia splendana, 1411 nucleotides long. Its product is annotated as putative mediator of RNA polymerase II transcription subunit 26. Bases 59 to 1411 code for a protein of 450 amino acids. The record is from RefSeq and is a predicted model, not a curated record. The transcript has 7 exons. NCBI's taxonomy places the organism in Eukaryota, Metazoa, Arthropoda, Insecta, Lepidoptera, Tortricidae.
AAGUGAGCUCGCACGCGGCGCGCCCACACAUACAACCUCACCCGUCAUCGCAGUGAACAUGAAGCUUUUGGUAGCAACACUGUUGCUGGUAGCAGCAUGCCAAGCAGAAGUAGCCAGAAGUAAGCAGAAGGAAGACAGCAGGACGGAGAGAAGGGCAGAGGAUGGGGUUGUUCAGAAGAGGGCGCCCGCCAUUUUACCCACAGUUACACCGGCCACCCCGGGAAUCGAAUAUGCUGACUCCAAAGACACACAGACUGAAAAAACUCCUAUCCGGCAAAUCUACGCUCAGCCGGUGUCCCAGGUGGCCAAGAUAUCUGACGUGCUGACCGGCCAGGGUCCUCCCUUCCCUGCCGCCAUCGCUAGCCAUCUCUUCUCCCCUAUUCCUGUUUAUCAGCCUCGUCUGUCAUCACCCACAACAUACGAGAUAUCAGCCCCAAUACCAUCCCAACUGGCGUACUCCGAGCACAAGAUCACCUACCAGCCCCAACAGAACGCCAUCCUGCAAGAGUACAACCCGAAGCUGCCCAACCCCAAGCAGGCCAUCGCUCGGCUGACGGUCAACUACCAACCGUAUCCUCAACAGUUGGCGCCGCAGCCGAUUGUGUAUCAGCCUCAGCCUAUUCAACAGUUCCCUGUUUAUCAGCAAGCCUUUAAUCAGCCGAUUCAAUACCAGCAGGCCCCAGCCUCUCAAUACCAGAACCAAGGAUACCAGCCGCCUCUCAUCCAACUGGUACAAGCUCAGCCUGGAAUCACUUACGCUGAUGGAGGCAUAAGUGAGGAGCAACAUCAAAGACCAGCCCAGAGAGAGCUGAAGACCGGACAACCUGAAGCUGUGAAGGCAGCGGAGGAGAGGGCUAAGCCACAACCACUACAACAACAGAACUACAAUGCACAACCUCAAGGAGCCGUCAGCUACGCCAGUUUCUCAGUAGGAGCCCCUGCCGCAAACUACGUUCAACCUCAACAACUCCAAUACCAAUCACAACAACAACAACCACAACAGCAAUUACAACAGCAACAAUAUCAGCAACAACAAGCUGAACAACAGCAGCAUCCUCAACAACAAAUUCAAUAUCAACCUCAGCCUCAACAAUAUCAGCAGCAGCAACAAUCUCAACAACAACUUCAAUACCAACCUCAACCUCAACUUCAAGUUAUCCAGUACCAACCUCAGCCCCAAUACCAAGUCCAACAACUACCCGUUCGGCAAAUCAAACCUGAAUCUCAAAACCUCAUCCCUAUCCAAACCAAACCGCGGCAGAUCUUCAUCCGCCAAGGACCUGUAGUGGUCCCUUACCAGGCCCAGGCUUACCAGGCACAACCUCCAGCCUACCAGGCCGCCGCUCCCCACUUCCCCCCAAUCCAGUACUUUGGUAAAUUCGCCCAAUCUAUUUUCGGGCAGUACCAAUGA